AUGAUUCUGAAGAUCAAUUGGUGGCGCGUUAUAUCGCGGGUUUACGAUCCCAGAUACAGACCAUACUGCACCAGUUUGAUCUCCGAAGCUCGUCAAAGAGCCCUCCUCAUGGAACAACAGUCACGAUCAAACACUAGUCAAUGGACAAACAACUCUCGUCCUCGCACCACAGCGACAAACGAUGACACCAAGACAGCAACAGAUCGCGACACUACUACCCCGCGCAACAACAAUCGACCGGCCGACACAACAGCAGCAAAGGCACGCCCAGCACGGCCGAAUGCUCUUCGGUGUUUUACAUGUGGGGAACGUGGCCAUAUACAGACAGCAUGUCCUCAGGAACGUCGCGGGUUACUUGCUUCUGAUAAAGAGAUUAUAGGAGAACCAAUUUAUGAUGACGAAGAAGAACAGAUAGAGAAUGUCGAAGAAGAGCAAGUCACGGGUGAUACCGGAACGUUUCUAAUGCUCCGUCAAAACUGUUUAGCUCCAAAAACCAGUGAAGCCUGGCAGCGUACUUCGCUAUUCAGUUCUACUUGCACGGUGAAAGGGAAAAUAUGUCGUUUUGUGAUCGACUCAGGUUGCUCCGCCAACGUCGUAUCAGAGGAAGCCGUGCGUAAGCUAGCACUCACAGCCGAAGCACACCCGCACCCAUACCGUCUCUUAUGGAUGCAAACAGGAGCAGAAGUCUACGUUUCUAAACGCACUCAAGUGCCCCUAUCCAUUGGAUCCUUCUACAAAGAAACAUUAUACUGCGAUAUAGCUCCGAUGGAUGUGUCUCAUAUCAUUCUCGGUCGUCCUUGGCAAUAUGAUCGGGAAGUACUCCACAAUGGCAAACUUAACACACAUUCGUUUAUGUUUGAAGGGCGCAAGAUCACUUUGCUCCCUUCACCCGAGGACGAGCUGCGUACUGCUUGUCCAAUUUUUGCGUUGAUCGCUGCCGAUGUGAAAAUUGCAACGACUAAUGUCGUCCCGCGCGAUUUUGAAACAAUCAUCACCGACUUCCAUGAUCUAUUUCCAGAGGAUUUACCCGCCGGAUUACCUCCUCUAAGAGACAUACAGCACCACGUUGAGCUUGUCCCUAAUGCCGUCUUACCUAAUCGGGCACAUUUUCGUAUGAGUCCCGAAGAGCACGAAGAGUUACGACGUCAAGUAGAGGAACUAUUACUUAAAGGUUACGUGCGUGAAAGUCUCAGCCCCUGUGCCGUCCCAGCACUAUUAAUCCCAAAGAAGGACAAAACGUGGCGUAUGUGCGUCGACAGUCGGGCAAUCAAUAAGAUCACAACACGUUACCGGUUUCCUAUACCUGGUUUGGAUGAUCUGCUAGAUCAGAUAGGAAAAGCCACUAUUUUCACUAAAUUGGAUCUGAAAAGUGGCUAUCAUCAGAUUCGAAUCCGCCCAGGGGAUGAAUGGAAAACAGCUUUCAAGACGCGCGAAGGGUUGUUCGAAUGGCUCGUUAUGCCUUUCGGGUUAUCCAAUGCUCCUAGCACAUUCAUGCGAAUCAUGAAUCAAGCGCUGCGACCGUUUAUUGGAAGAUUUGUUGUGGUUUAUUUUGACGACAUUCUCAUAUUUAGCAAUUCUCUUAACGAGCAUCUGCUGCACUUACGGGAUGUCUUACUAGUCCUUCGCCGGGAAAAGCUUUACAUCGCCAAACACAAAUGUGAGUUUGGCGUUUCCGAAGUUUUGUUUCUUGGCUACGUAGUGUCUGCUGCAGGCCUCCGCGUGGACCCUUAG
This is a messenger RNA of Brassica napus (rape), 1731 nucleotides long. RefSeq lists its product as uncharacterized. Gene Ontology annotation, molecular function: nucleic acid binding; zinc ion binding. The transcript is spliced from 2 exons. Lineage: Eukaryota; Viridiplantae; Streptophyta; Magnoliopsida; Brassicales; Brassicaceae. The record is from RefSeq and is a predicted model, not a curated record. Bases 1 to 1731 code for a protein of 576 amino acids.